Molecule: messenger RNA, 519 nt
Organism: Adineta ricciae
Lineage: Eukaryota; Metazoa; Rotifera; Eurotatoria; Adinetida; Adinetidae
Source: the annotation of a GenBank genome assembly
AUGAAAUCAUCUGAAAUCACGAAAGCAAUCAAAAUCGUUGUAUCAAAUGCAUAUGAUCUCGCAGACACUCAGUUAUUUCGACUGAUUUUAAGAUAUGAAAUCACUGAAGCUCAUGGUCGUCACUUGACAUCGCUGAAAAGUUCGAGUAUUCGAAACUUCCGGUUUCAGAGUACCACUGUACGCUACCAAAUAUGUUUACUCGCCGAUUCCCCAACUGCACGCACCCACACCCACACACCCUACAACCAUCAGCAGCACAAAGUGAGAUUUUCAAAGUGCCACGUGAUGGAUAUGUUCCCAGGUCGAUCAUUCCGGCGACUGGGUCCAUUGAAAUCUGAGUCAGUUCCGGUACAGCUCUUCUCGAUUCCGGCACAGCUUUCGCCGAUUCCAGCAAGUUCCUUGCCGCUGGAUUCCGGUCGGAAUCCGGCGGCAAGGAAAUGGUCGGAAAACGAACCUAACCGGCCGGAACAGACCGUGCCGCAACAACCUGGGUUUGCGCGUCGUGUACAAUACCGCUGA